This is a messenger RNA of Clunio marinus, 879 nucleotides long. Lineage: Eukaryota; Metazoa; Arthropoda; Insecta; Diptera; Chironomidae. The record is from the annotation of a GenBank genome assembly.
AUGUUACGGUGUUUGGUUCGGAUUGUGAGCUUUCUUCUACUGUUCACGGUCAUUAAAUCCGAAACAACAAGUGCACCACCAACCACAAUCACACAAAGUCCUAUUAAAAGAAUAGACGGUAACAAAAACAAGCGUGGAUUGUAUUUCGAGGAUGCAAUAAUCGGACCACCACCACCGCCACCCUUCAGAACAAUUUCGUUUCCAACAAGACCACCAACAAGAAUAUUUACACCAAGCAAUAGAUGGACGAAUGUUUUUGGAUUCGAUGACAUAACUUAUCAUCAUCUUUUUAAUGAAAUAAAUGGAUAUAACAACUACGGAAUUCCAACCCACAUGACUCCACCACCACCACAACGUCCGAUAACUCCACGACCUUAUCAUCCAAAUGAUUACAAUUUCGUCGGUUAUCGCACGCCUUAUGAUUUCGAUUCAACUUACGUGUCUCAUGAUGGUCGAGUUGUUAAACAGUAUUCAGUUCAUGAGAUACAUGAUAAUGAUCUUCCGGAUCCAAACAUAUUUAAACCGACUACAAAUCUUUUAAGACCUUUACCAAUUCCACCAAUGUCUGCUGAAUCAGCUCAAAUUUUGCAGUUCAAUGCUCCAAAAAAUACAAAUUUUGCACAACCUCGAGCUCAUCUUGCAAAUCUUAGGACAUCAAAUCCUAAUCAGAUUCCAACAUUCUUAACAAGGAAUCAUGGACCUGUGGCUUUGGGGUCAGGGAGUUUAGGUGUUAUUCGUCUUCCGAAUGGUGCAGUCUUCCUUGGUUCCGGUUCACUCGGAUAUAUCAGCCAUAAAGAUCAUUUUGAUAACGUCAUAAAUUUAGCAAGUCAAAGGCAAAAACCACUUCCGAGGGGCCCAACCACAUUCGGACAAUCAUAG